AUUAGUUAUUAUAAAGUGAUUAUUAGUGCUUCACACUCCAGUCCAGUUGGUGGCGGUAAAUGCACCACAAGCUGGUUUGCCAUCCGCCAUAAAACAUCAUUAGAAGAAGAAGAAUCUUAUCAUCAGUGAAGCUCCUCCCACAGUAAUUCAGCUAUAAAUUCUAUAAUAUUCCCAUCAGUUCACAAGUGAAUAAGCAUCAAAUCAUCAGGAAGAGCUGAAAUCUGCAACGACUGGACAGAGAGAAGAUGAGAGACCCAGAACCCUACAGAAUCAAACACACUGAAGAUACUGAACAACAAACAGAGUUGAUUGAAGAAAACAAGGAGGAUGAAGAAUUGAGUGAAGUUGAGGAGAAAAAUCAUGUCAAAACUGGAGAAAAACCUUUUAGUUGCUCUCAAACCAAACAGAAAGAUUUAAAGAAAAGAAGAGCCAAGAAAUCAUUCACCUGCACUCAGUGUGGAAAGAGUUUGACAGACAAAUAUAGUUUUAAUGUUCACAUGAGAAUUCACACUGGAGAAAAACCAUUCAUUUGUGAUCGGUGCGGGAAGAGUUUCACACAAUCAUCAGGCCUUAAGAAACACAUAAACAUCCACACGAGAGAGAAACUGCACACAUGUGAUCAAUGUGGCAAAACAUUUUUGAGGGCUUCAUACCUUAAGAAACACCUGACGGUUCAUACAACAGAGAAGCCACAUUCAUGUCAUUUGUGUGGAAAGAGUUUUUCACUUCUACAGCAUUUGAAAGUACAUCAGAAAAUACAUACUGGUUUGAGAGAGUACAUGUGCUUUGAGUGUGAAAAAACUUUCAUUUCAGCUGAACAUUUGAAAGUGCAUGAGAGGAUCCACACUGGAGAAAAACCUUAUAAGUGUUCACACUGCGAGAAGAGAUUCAGUGAUUCAGCAAAUCUGAAAAGACACGAGAGGAUUCACACCGGAGAGAAACCGUAUCACUGCACUGAAUGUGGGAACCGUUUCAAUAAUUCAUCUGCUCUACACAGACAUACAAAAAAAUAUCACCGUUAGUAGAUCAUCUUCAGAUCCAGCACUUUCAGGUCUGAUGUGGCGUCCUCAACAAAUGUGACACAAUAAAAUAUCAUCUGGAUAAAUCUGUCAUUACAAGCGACAUGACAAAGAAACGUUAUCUAAAGUUCACAGUGAAUAAAGUUAAUCUUCAUUUUCAAAACCAGCAGAUUCAACUCUGAGAUCCAGAUCAACUCAAAGAUGGAGAACAAUGAACUUCCCCAAACAACAGUCAAAAAGUUUUAUUCUUGUAUUUCUUUUUGUUGCAUGAUAUAAAUUAUAUCAUUGUGCUUUCUUAUAAGUUUCAUAAAAUGUUCAAAUGUCUAUAAUUCAUAAGUAUCACUUGUAGUUUGCUUACUCUUUUCCCUUACAAUUGGUACAUAAAUGUUAUCAAGCUAAUUGCAGCUGUUUGUAUAUGCGAUUAUUAUCAAGACACUUGUUUAUGAUGCAUUUUUGUUAUUUGCAAGCCAGAUCUCUCUUGUACAUUAGUGCUGUGCAAUUAAUCUAAUUUUAUUUUCGAUUUUGAGUUUGGUUUUGUAGGCUAUUAUUUACCUGAAUAUUACUGUUAGACCAUAGGUUUUUCUUUAGUAUCAGAAUUAAAUAUAAACUGUAUGUAUAUAAAUCUUAAUCACUAAAAAUACCUUCAUACUGGUGCAAUUACAAAUAGAUGUUUUAUAUAUAUUUUUAUUAUAAUAGUAAUUUGUUCAAACAUGCUGUUUAUUUGCUAUAGGUUUUUAAGUUUUAGAACACAAAGCCAUUUCCAAUUUAAAAAAAUAAAUAAAUAAAAACCUGGAAUAAACUACCGUUAAAGAACCGGACUAAUGCGCAGAUUCUGAGUAUUGUAAGAAUAGUAAUACCUUUAAAACCUCAUUGAUACACAUCCCUACCUGUAAGUCAGUAGUAGAAAGAUCCAUCUCAUUAGUUUUCACUUUUACCUUCAGUAAUUAUUGAUCACUUUUGCUUUGAGUAAUUAUCGAUUAAAUGUUAACUUUUUAUUAAUACAUUGUUAUUUUUACUUUUAAUAGUUUAUCAACAACAUUUAUAGUCUGCCGAUUGUAUUUGAAUAAGGAAAAUACAUUUUCUAAUUUUAGUUUUUAUGUCUGAAGGCCAUGAAGUGUUAUGUUUGCUUUUUUAGUUCUGUUUUAAAUUUCGCAAUAAAGCUUUCAAAUUGAAUUGAAAGCCUUUAUUGUCAUUGUAUUUGCAUACAAUGAGCACUGCUCCUGACUAGUGUUAAAAAACAAACAAAUAUAUCCUAACGUAACAAGAUAACCAAGAAUGUCCCAGAUAGGUACUCUAUUAGUAAUAUAUUGGUAAUUUCAUGACUUACUGGCAAUGUAACUGUAACGUGGUGUGCACGUAAUUCCAUUACCAUCCCUUUACCAACUCAGCACGUCAUCAGUAUGUCCUCUUAACAUAACAAGAUAACCAAGAACGUCCCAGAUAUGUACUCUAAUCAUAAUAUAUUGGUAACUUCAUGACUUACUGGAAACGCAACUGCAACAUUGUAUGCUAAUAAUUUCAUUAACUUCAUUUACACAUUCUUUUUACAUGCUUUCUGAUUAUUAGAAUGCUAUUUAAAAAGUGUAAUUAAACUUCAGACUCAAGCUUGAACGUUUCUUAAAGAUAAAAUGUUUCUUUGCAAGGAGAGAAAACAGCAAAUUAUUAGUCAAAUAUUUCAUUGAAAAAUCACACAACGUUGCAGCAUGUAAAUAUGGAUAUUUAUAGGUUUCAUAGUUUAUUUACUGUAGUAAAACAUGUCUUUAUGAAGACAUUUCUUUAUAAAUAAACAGAUAGAUCAGCACUUUUAUAUGUAGCCGAAGGUCUGUUUUUUUA
Molecule: messenger RNA, 2852 nt
Organism: Onychostoma macrolepis
Lineage: Eukaryota; Metazoa; Chordata; Actinopteri; Cypriniformes; Cyprinidae
Product: gastrula zinc finger protein XlCGF49.1-like
Exons: 2
Coding region: 246-1022 (258 amino acids)
Biological process (GO): regulation of transcription by RNA polymerase II
Molecular function (GO): DNA-binding transcription factor activity; RNA polymerase II cis-regulatory region sequence-specific DNA binding
Source: RefSeq, a predicted model, not a curated record